UGCCGCGCAUGCGCUCCGUCUCUCUCUCCCCCCCCCCCGGUGUCCACGCCGGCGCGAGAGCCCCGCAGGUGUGCGUGUGAGGGAGGGAGGGAGGGGGUCGCCGCGAGGAAGGAAAGAUCGGUCCCUUCCACCAUGCCUGCUGCAGAAGAGGAAUUUAAGGAGAUUUGACACAUGCACACACCCUCCAGCUUUUUUGCUGUUGUGAUUUGCGGGAGCCAAAACUUUGGACUUGACCGAUGGAGUUGGCCGAAAAAACGCCCAUUUCAAGGGCCUUCACCAUGGUCAACGAGUCGCACAGCGAGCUUUCUCCGGUGAGCAACGGCCUCGGCGGGACCCGACUUGAUGGCGGCAGCAGCAGCAGCAGCAGUGGGGAGAGUUCCCAAAACAGCUCCCGGUGCUCCACUCCCAUCCUGGACACGGAGCGUCACGAGCGCCUGCGGGAGAAAAUGCGUCGCCGGCAGGAAUCCGGGGACAAGUGGUUUUCCCUGGAGUUCUUCCCUCCCCGGACGGCCAACGGAGCCGUGAAUCUCAUCUCCAGGUUUGACCGCAUGGGGGCAGGUGGCCCCCUUUUUAUCGACGUCACUUGGCAUCCAGCUGGCGAUCCAGGCUCCGAUAAGGAGACCUCGUCCAUGAUGAUGGCCACCACCGCCCUCAACUACUGUGGUCUGGAGACGAUCCUCCACAUGACCUGUUGCAACCAGAGCAGGGGAACCAUCACUGCCCACCUGCAGAAGGCCAAACGAUUGGGGCUGAAGAAUAUCAUGGCGCUGCGAGGAGAUCCCUUUGGGGAAGAAUGGGAAGAGGAACUGGAGGGCUUCAACCACGCAGUGGACCUGGUGAAGCACAUCCGUCAGGAGUUUGACGAUUAUUUUGACCUCUGCGUGGCAGGCUAUCCUGGGGGCCACCCAGAGGCCGAGAGCUACGAGGAGGACUUGAAACACCUCAAGGAAAAAGUCUCCGCCGGGGCAGAUUUUGUCAUUACUCAGCUAUUUUUCCGGACGGAGACCUUCCUCAAAUUUCUAAGGGAUUGCCAGGACAUCGGGAUCAGCUGCCCCGUGGUGCCAGGGAUAUUUCCCAUCCAGGGCUACCAUUCUCUCCGCCAGCUUGUGAAGCUCUCAAAAUUAGUGGUGCCUCAGGAAAUCAAGGACGUCAUUGAGCCCAUCAAGGACAACGAUGCGGCCAUCAGGAACUACGGCAUUGAGCUGGCCGUCAAGAUGUGCCGAGAACUCUUAGACAGCGGCCUGGUCCACGGUCUGCAUUUCUACACCCUGAACCGCGAGGUGGCCACCCUGGAGAUCCUCCGACGGUUGGGCCUCUGGAAAGAAGACCCGAGGCGUCCGUUGCCCUGGGCCAUCAGCGCUCAUCCCAAACGGCGAGUCGAAGACGUCCGGCCGAUUUUCUGGGCAUCCCGGCCAAAGAGCUACAUCUAUCGGACACAGGAGUGGGACGAGUUCCCCAAUGGACGAUGGGGCAACUCUUCGUCCCCCGCCUUCGGGGAGCUGAAAGACUACUACCUUUUCUACUUGAAAAGCAAAUCUCCCCGAGAAGAGCUCCUGAAGAUGUGGGGAGAAGAGCUGAGCAGUGAGGAGAGCGUUUACGAAGUCUUCAGGUGCUACAUUGCUGGGGAGCCCAACAGAAACGGACACAAGGUCACCUGUUUGCCAUGGAACGAUGACCCUCUGGCUGCUGAGACCAACCUCAUGAAAGACGAGCUGGUUAAAGUCAACAGGAGAGGCAUCUUGACCAUCAACUCCCAACCUAGCAUCAACGGAAAGCCUUCCACGGACCCCAUCGUGGGUUGGGGUCCAGAAGGCGGCUACGUCUUCCAGAAGGCUUACCUGGAGUUUUUUACCUCCGCUGAGAACAUCAAGGCUCUUCUCACAGUUCUGAAAAAAUACGGACAGCGAGUGAAUUACCACAUCGUCAACGUGAAGAGUCUCAACAUCUUUUGUAUAUUGUGGCGGCCAUAACUAGAUGCAGUGUUC
Molecule: messenger RNA, 1985 nt
Organism: Crotalus tigris (Tiger rattlesnake)
Lineage: Eukaryota; Metazoa; Chordata; Lepidosauria; Squamata; Viperidae
Gene: MTHFR
Product: methylenetetrahydrofolate reductase
Exons: 12
Coding region: 237-1970 (577 amino acids)
Biological process (GO): tetrahydrofolate interconversion
Cellular component (GO): cytosol
Molecular function (GO): methylenetetrahydrofolate reductase [NAD(P)H] activity; FAD binding
Source: RefSeq, a predicted model, not a curated record